GAUACGGACAACCAGGCCAAACCGGCGCCGAAGUUCUUGGAGGUCAAAUGUUCCUUGCACAAGAGUCCGAGAUUAACAAGAAGCAAGAGAUGAAGCCCGCCGAUGAUGAUCCUUUCCGCAUGUACUGGUGCAGAGAGCUGGAUGGAACCUGGACCCAACGAAACCGCUUGACGAUUGAUAGUGGCGAUAUUGGCGAUUGUCGUUGGUAUGCUAUGGAUGGAUCAUUCUAUUGCGUUAGACUUUCUGACGGUUGAAUGUCCCAAUUUCUCAGCUUUGAUGUUACGAUCUUUUCUUUCAUGGACCAUGCACGUUGGUAUGGCUGGGUCUGUGGUGGAUGGACAACAAAAUGGGGCUUUGGAGAAUGUUGGACUAAGAAUUUGAUUUCUGCGCUACGUUGUGCAUUUCAAAAUAUGCAGUUCUUCACAAAUCAAGCGAGCGAUUUGAUUGGGGUGGG
This is a messenger RNA of Mollisia scopiformis, 454 nucleotides long. RefSeq lists its product as uncharacterized. The coding region runs from base 48 to 254 and encodes 68 amino acids. Lineage: Eukaryota; Fungi; Ascomycota; Leotiomycetes; Helotiales; Mollisiaceae. The record is from RefSeq and is a predicted model, not a curated record. The transcript has 2 exons.